AUGAAUAGCUCAGGACCCCAGCCAGAAUAUAUCGAAUGCAACGCAGGCAACAGUCAUGAUAUUCUUAGAACAACUUUGGAGAAAAAUUACCCUGAUAAGGAGGAACCUGUUGUGAUUCUCUGUAAUAAUGUUAGCAGUGUCUUUGCUGAUAUAAAAGGAAAGAUGAUGAGUGGAGAUCCUGAAAACCAAAGGAAUGUGAUCCAGUACUCUAUUGAAAGUAUGACAAGUGACCAGAGACUGGAGCAAAGAGACACCCUUUUGAAAUACUUACAACAACCGGAGGGUGUUCUGGUCACUGACAUCGUUACAUUUGCCGGAAUGCAGGCAAGGAAUAUCAUUGUGUUUGAACCUGACACCCUUCUUUCUCCAAGAAGAAACAUGUUACUUAGAGCAACAACAUCACUGGUCUAUAUUAAGGGGGCUACCCCCAUCCCCCUCUCCUCUUAAGUGAAAGCUAUAUUAUUCCUGAACCAAUUUAAAAUGAAAUGAACUAUAUUUAAGAUAAACCAAAUGUAUUUAUGAAAAAUAAUUAUUACCAGUAAAUUAUCCAUAAUGUUACUUCUUUUCUCUCUUUGCUAAUUCUACAAGAAAUGAACACUGAGAAAUGAAAAUUGUCAGUAAUUAAAAAUAAAAAUUGUAAAUUGUACAACAUGUUACAAAGCAUGUUAUUUAUUGUAUAUAUAAUACGCUCUAAAUAAUGAUACAUGGUUGAUGGUUACCCACAAAGGAUGGAACUUUAAAAUUGUACAUUGUACAACAUGUUACGAAACAUGUUACGUAUUGUAUAUAUAAUACGCUCUAAAUAAUAAUACAUGGUUAUUGGUUACCCACAAAGGAUGGAACUUUAAAUGAAGACCUAAAAUUUGAAGAUUUAAUUUGAGUUUCUGACUGAACACCUGAAUAAAUUCCAAACGGUCGUCUUUGAAGUUUUCUCCUUUGUGGGUAACCCCAUAAAAUAUACUAAAUGGUAGUUAUAAGCUUCAUGAAACGACAAACCAUUCUUUUCAGUAAAUAAAUUUUUUUUCCUAAAUUUGUUAUUUUAAAUAAUCUUAUUUAUUUGAUCAAAGGUUUGAUAUUGUUUCAUAUUUAUUACAAUUUAACAAAAUUAAAUGUUUGUCUACGAAAAUCCACCCUCUCUCAAUAUAAUUUUUGUAAAUCUAAAACGGAUUGAUAAUACUCGCCGCUCUUGAAACAAAUCCAGGCAGUGCACAAAGAACCUUACUAGUAGAAAGAAUUAUAAUAUUUUAUUUUUUAAGAUCUAAAUAUUUUUAUUAACACAAAACAUAAAGUUAUAAAAAGUAUGAGUUUGAAUACGAAGAUUACAUAGUGUUAUUUUUGAAUGAAAUAUAAUUACAAGGAUA
This is a messenger RNA of Eurytemora carolleeae, 1361 nucleotides long. RefSeq lists its product as uncharacterized. NCBI's taxonomy places the organism in Eukaryota, Metazoa, Arthropoda, Copepoda, Calanoida, Temoridae. The record is from RefSeq and is a predicted model, not a curated record. The coding region runs from base 1 to 447 and encodes 148 amino acids. The transcript has 7 exons.